Oncorhynchus gorbuscha (pink salmon) is the source of this 2745-nucleotide messenger RNA. RefSeq names its product actin-binding LIM protein 3-like. The record is from RefSeq and is a predicted model, not a curated record. Gene Ontology annotation, molecular function: actin filament binding. Gene Ontology annotation, biological process: cilium assembly; lamellipodium assembly; cytoskeleton organization. The transcript has 24 exons. The coding region runs from base 466 to 2544 and encodes 692 amino acids. Gene Ontology annotation, cellular component: stress fiber; actin cytoskeleton. NCBI's taxonomy places the organism in Eukaryota, Metazoa, Chordata, Actinopteri, Salmoniformes, Salmonidae.
AGAGAGCGAGCGCACGGCAGUGCCAACCAUGGUCAGCGCUUUGAGAGAACACUGUGGAAUCAACCGGGAGGGACAACAUCAAAACAUGGAAUGCGACCCAGCGACAUUGUAUCUUUCCUGUCUGCCUGAAGUUAUUUUUCUCCUCGACCACUGAAGAAGAGGAGGAGGGUUGUCAAUUACGAAUUGGAUUCCAGAGCACCCUCUCUCAUCCUCUCUUCCUCUAUCUCUCUCUCUCUCUCUCUCUCUCUCUCCUCUCUUCCUCUAUCUCUCUCUCUCUCUCUCUCUCUCUCUCUCUCAUCCUCUCUUCCUCUAUCUCUCUCUCGUUCUAUCUGUCUUUCUUCGGGUCUCCCUAUCUUCGCAUUGAAAAGUCACAGAGUGGAAAGGAUAUUUUGGUUUAUUGGAAUUAUAGUUGUUCUGAAAAUAAAUUUCUGGGAACAUCGUAUUGGAUGAGAACCUGUGAGCAUCAUGAGUACCAGUGCCUAUCAUCAGGCCUCUUUGGGCAGUGAGCGGAGCACUGGACCAAUCCGGUGCCAGCGUUGUCUGGAGGCGUGUAAGGGAGAGGUGGUGCGCGUUCAGGACACUCACUUCCAUGUCAAGUGUUUCACCUGCACAGUGUGUGGGUGUGACCUGGCUAGAUCUGGGUUCUAUCAGAAGAGUGGUGAGUACAUCUGUACGUCAGACUACCAGCGUCUGUAUGGGACACGCUGUGACCGCUGUGACGGAUUCAUCACUGGGGAGGUGGUUUCUGCUCUGGGGAGGACCUACCACCCUACCUGCUUCGUCUGCAGUUUCUGCAGGAAGCCGUUCCCUAUCGGAGACAGAGUGAUGUUCAGUGGGAAGGAUUGUGUGUGUCAGCAGUGUUCUCACACACUUGUCACCUCCAACGAACCAAUCAAGAUCCAUGGACCCAGCCGUAAGUCCCACCCUCUAGAGUUCUUCACGGGUCAGAAAUAUGAUAUAAAACAGGGACAGUCUCUGCUGGCACUGGAGAAACAGUGGCAUGUCAGCUGCUUCAAGUGUCAAACCUGCAACAUGGUCCUCACUGGGGAAUACAUCAGCAAGGACAAUGUGCCGUAUUGUGAGUCUGAUUACCACGCCCAGUUUGGGAUUAAGUGUGAGACGUGCAGCAGAUACAUCAGUGGACGGGUACUGGAGGCAGGGGGGAAACACUACCACCCUACCUGUGCCCGCUGUGCCCGCUGUCACAGGAUGUUCACAGAGGGAGAAGAAAUGUACCUGCAUGGUGGUGAGGUGUGGCACCCUUUGUGUAAGCAAGCAUCCAGAGCAGAGAGGAGAAUCAGGAGACGUCUGUCAGAGACCUCCAUCUCUCCACCGGGCUCGUCAAUUGGCUCUCCCAGUCGUGUCAUCUGUGCCAGGGUGGAGAAUGUGAUGCCAGACUAUAAGGACUUUGCCGCACUGCCUAAGGUCAAGGGCAUAUAUGAGGUCCAGCCACCUGACCUCAUAUCAUCCUACCAGCAACACAGAUACUCCUCAGAUGACAUAGAGACCUUCAGCUAUGGAGAGUCACCUGGGACUCUCUAUUCUCAGAAGCUGUAUGACAGUGUAGACUUGAGACAGAGACAGUGUUCCAGCCCCGGCUACAUGGACUCUCCCUGCUUCAGCCGUCAAGCCAUGUCUCCCAUCACGCCUUGCUCACCGCAGCACUAUGGACACCCCGGCUCUGAGAGUGGCAGGAGCUCGCCCUAUUACGGCUCGCUGGAGGGACGGCCUAGUUCUUCUACCACAUACCACGCCCCCAAGCAUUUCCAUGUACCAGCCUCAGGCGAACCCAACAUCUACCACAAACCUCCCAUCUAUAAGAGAACGGCCACCAAAAGCAGGACCAGCGAAGAUCUAAUCACAUCCUCCAGACUGUCUACCUACUCUCCAGAACACUACACACAGUCAGAGUCUGACUCCUACCCCUAUCCCAGAUCCCCUAAAGUUCUCUGUACUCCUAGAAGAAGGUACUCUACAGGAGGAGAUGAAGAGAGCUGGAGUCACAGCAGUCUUCAAAGAAUUCAGAGUGGUAUAGGGAGGAUGAUCCUAAAGGAGGAGAUGAAAGCUAGAUCUGGUUGCUAUGACAACGACCCUUGGGGUAGCACUCGUAACUCCCGCAGCGGCAGCAAGGAGACUCUCACCACUGCCAGCUACAACAGCACCGGCUACAACAGUACUGUUAAUGGCUCUCCUCGAUCCAAUUACAGCCUAGACAAUGAUUCGUACAAAUCAGCCUCUCUACCAGGAUACAGGCGGAACAGUGUCAACAGGCCCCAGAGUGCAGCCGCAGACUACUACCAACAGUAUGACAGCAGCAGUGAAGUCAACUGGGGAACCAGAGAAUACAAGGUUUACCCGUAUGAAGUGCUGAUCGUGACCACCAGGGGGCGACACAGAGUGCCUAAAGAUGUGGACAGAGCCAGACUAGAGCGCCAUCUGAGUCCCGAGGAGUUCCGCCAGGUGUUUGGGAUGACCGUGGCAGAGUUUGACCGGCUGGCUCUCUGGAAGAGGAAUGAAAUGAAGAAACAGGCCCGACUCUUCUAACCAUGGAGAGAGAGAGACAAUUAGAGGAAAUUGAGAAAGAGAAACUGUUCUAAUUAAAGAAAGAUAGACUGUUAAUGACAAUAGAGAUAGAUAGAGAGAGAGAGACUGUUAAUGACAAUAGAGAUAGAUAGAGAGAGACAGACUGUUAAUGACAACUGAGAUAGAGAGAGACAGACUGUUAAUGACAACUGAGAUAGAUAG